UUCGGUUACGUGUGUUUCCAUUUAACCAAAAGACAAUUACAAGGUACAGAUCACAUUGCUCAGACCCGCGCGCGAUUUCGGUCGGCUAUCUAAAGCCCACUAGAAAGCAGACCGUUGUAAGUGUUGCACGAAUCGUUAAGGCAGAUGAGUGGCAUUUAAGCAGAAUGAAAAAUGGGUCGCAGUAAAAGAAAGCCGAAGAAAUUGAAAGUAUCUACAGAUAAGAAUAACGGAAGCGAUUUGAAGAAAAAUAUUGACAUUUUAUCCAGGCUAUCCUUUCCUGUUUCAACUAACACUGGGCAAUUUGAAUCGGAGGAUGAUACAGACGAUGAAGAAACGAUCGAAUUUGACUUCCGACCACGAAAAACGUACCUCUCAAACACAUGCUUGGUUUGUUCCCACAUCUCCAAUCCAAAGUUAGUGUGUAAAAACUGUUUCAUGGUUUCAUACUGCACGGAGGAUCAUCGAAGUCAAGACGCAGCUUUACAUCAGGACUUUUGCAGAGCUUUGGCCGAAAAUUGCCAGGAAAAAUGCGACGGGAUCGAUGACAGGAAAAACACGCCGAGUCCAGAGGAGUACAGAAUAUUAAGGGUCAACCUCAUCAAAGUGACCGAAAUUUUUUUAAACCGUUACCUCGAGCUCUGGGAAAAGGAAGUAAUCCUCUACCCCCGGGUCUGUUUCAAGUGUCAUAGUUUUGGUAAAAAUAAGGGUGCAUCGUUGCAGUGUUGCCCGGAUUGCAAAGUUGUGUUCUGGUGUCAAGAACAUCGUGACGAUCACUCUGAAUGGUGUUUGCAGUACCGAUUAUUUCACAAGUUAAUUUUGGCUCAAGCUACGCACGGAAAUGUGGAUCCCGGGAUUCCGAAUGUGUACUUUGUGGCUCCAAAACUUUCCCAGUUUAAUUUUGACACCGUUGCGUCUAUGAUUAGUGGUAAUGAUUCCGAUCGAUUUGUAAACAUGGACUUCUAUAAUUACACCACUUUGUCCCACAUGGCAAGUGUUCCUCUGACAGCAUUGUAUGCGUUACAGGAAUCCUACAGUAGUUGGAAAUCUACCGAUAACAUAGUCCUGCAUUUGAUCGGUGCAGAGUUUCAGUACGAAGGCAUAAAUUUGCGUGUUUGGGAGAAGCUUUUCCUUCACUUUUUACCAAACUUGAAAACGCUCAGAGUCAUUAUAACUGGCCCUGAAUUGAUCCUGCCCCAGUUAGUACCGCGUGAUAUUUUAAGCCACGUCAAACUUUGCCGCUUAUGUAAACUGAGGGACAGAAAAAUCGACGUCUCCUUCGUUCCCGAGACGUUAUAUCACGACUUUUGCUAUUCUCCGAAUUAUAAAAAACCAGACCUGACUUGUUUGUUUAACGCUGGGUUGUACCGGGCGACUGGUUUCCGGGGUCAAGACACGUGGCCACAGACUAUUUUUGAAUUGUGCAAAAGCAAGGUCCCAAUUUUAGUAACUGCUUAUACGGAACGUGAAAUACCGAUGGAUAUCGAAAGAAUAAAAGGCGUCUGUUCGGACUUGGAAAUCGUUUUGGCACCGCAAAAGAAUCCGUAUGCCAGUUUGAAGCCAGAUAGAAACUUCGUUAGCGACGAAUCAGUGCCUUUGAUAUACAAAAAUUAUUAUUUAAGCAUUGUAAGAGUUGCUGGAUAACUAAUUUGUAAAGAAUAAAUGCUCAUGUUUAUCGUUCAACAA
Messenger RNA from Neodiprion fabricii, 1683 nucleotides. RefSeq lists its product as uncharacterized. Lineage: Eukaryota; Metazoa; Arthropoda; Insecta; Hymenoptera; Diprionidae. The transcript has 2 exons. The record is from RefSeq and is a predicted model, not a curated record. Gene Ontology annotation, cellular component: extrinsic component of mitochondrial inner membrane. Bases 172 to 1641 code for a protein of 489 amino acids.